AUGCCUUUGAAUCCACUUUUUCCGAUUGCAAUUUUUUAUUUCAUUUGCUCCACGAUCUCGUUAUUUGGAAAUAUGAUCAUGAUUACUUGCUUUUUUCGAGAACGAAAAUUCAAUUCUCCAUGUCACUACAUGAUUACACUGACUUGUGCUGCAGAUAUGCUUCAUCUUUGUGGCCAUUUUGUUUUCAAUUUUCAGCUUUUUUAUGGUGGUCCCGGCUCACAAUCUCUCUGCUUCUGGCUCCUUCUUCCCUCAUCCAUCGGUCUCUGUCUCAGCAGUCCAUUACUCCUUUCCAUGGGAAUCGACCGAUUUCUAGCGUGUCAAUGCCCCAUUCUCUAUCGUCUUCUAUGUUCAAAACGCACAUUAUAUCUUCUCAUUCAGCUCACUUUUCCAAUUAUCUUCACAAUAUACAUCAACACUUUUAGUUUCCUUCAACGGGAUGCGAAUACUACUGUAAUAUGUCAAGUACCACUUGCAAUAUCCGGGAAUACAUUUGAAAAAUUCAAUAAAUGCGGACUAAUUAUCAAUAUUGGAGUAGUUCUCAUUUAUUUUAUCACCUAUCUGAAACUUAGAAAUCAAACUGCAUUAGUCUCCGGCCUAAAAUUUAUCUUCAAGUCAAUCUUGUAUACAGUAAUAUUUGUGAUUCUCGGAUGGUGUACUGUAACUAUUGUUAACAUUGCCAGCAUCCAUUUAGUGAAGGAUGUGGAUACCCGAAAUAUAUGUAUGAUAUAUGCCGGCAUGGGGCUUAAUGUUGCUUGUGCCAGCAAUGUGUUCGUUUUCUAUAUUAUUAAUUCGGAGUAUCGAACUGCAAUCCGAAAGCUGUUCGGGAUGAAGAGCGAGGUUAAACUGCAUACAACACUGUUUUUGAAUAGUCAUUUAACAAACAAAUAA
Caenorhabditis briggsae is the source of this 888-nucleotide messenger RNA. NCBI's taxonomy places the organism in Eukaryota, Metazoa, Nematoda, Chromadorea, Rhabditida, Rhabditidae. Gene Ontology annotation, molecular function: G protein-coupled receptor activity. Gene Ontology annotation, cellular component: membrane. Gene Ontology annotation, biological process: G protein-coupled receptor signaling pathway. The transcript is spliced from 5 exons. The record is from RefSeq and is a predicted model, not a curated record. Bases 1 to 888 code for a protein of 295 amino acids.